CAGUCCAAGUGUCCAGCUGUACACCGCGAUCUCAACAAGUAGCACUCAUCAUGAACAAGUUCAUCGUCGUCGCGGUUUUCGUCUCGGUCAUCGCAGGAGCUUUGGCUGAUUACGGUGCACCGCCACCACCCAAGUACGAGGCCCCCAAAGGAGGAUAUGAAUCGAGCGGCGGCUAUGGUGCUCCAGCUAAGGGAGGAUACGAAUCGAGUGGAGGCUACGCUGCUCCUGCCAAGUACGAGGCCCCGAAAGGAUACGCAGCACCAGCACCCAAAGGAGGUUACGGAGGUGGUGGUGGCUACGCACCGGUAGUGCACACUUACGCCGCGAAGGCUCCAUCUGCGAAAUGUGGAGCUAGUCUGCUGGUCGGAUGCGCUCCCAGCGUAGCGAAGGUACCAUGCAUCCCAAGCAAGGGUGGAUACGGUGGUGGCAGCAAGGGUGGAUAUGGCGGCGGAAAAGGUGGAUAUCGUUCCCACAUGGAUCAUGAGGAAGCUAUGGAUGAGUUCGAGGAAUAAGCGCUGAUAAUGGUUGUGAGAUCUUGGGUACAAAGGAAAUGCGAUGGACAUAGACAUUCGUCAAUAAAUC
Molecule: messenger RNA, 582 nt
Organism: Toxorhynchites rutilus septentrionalis
Lineage: Eukaryota; Metazoa; Arthropoda; Insecta; Diptera; Culicidae
Product: vitelline membrane protein 15a-2-like
Exons: 1
Coding region: 51-512 (153 amino acids)
Source: RefSeq, a predicted model, not a curated record